This is a messenger RNA of Aspergillus aculeatinus CBS 121060, 2126 nucleotides long. RefSeq names its product GMC family oxidoreductase. The record is from RefSeq and is a predicted model, not a curated record. Lineage: Eukaryota; Fungi; Ascomycota; Eurotiomycetes; Eurotiales; Aspergillaceae. Gene Ontology annotation, molecular function: oxidoreductase activity, acting on CH-OH group of donors; flavin adenine dinucleotide binding. Bases 97 to 1725 code for a protein of 542 amino acids. The transcript is spliced from 2 exons.
CCGUUUCCUCCCUGCCAUCAUUUUUGUUAUCUCUGGUACUUUCUCACGACCCUAAUCUCCUGCUUUGGGAUUGGAUUUGAUUUCAUCUUGCUCAGCAUGGCAACCACCAACGACUUUCCCGCCGGCGAUGUCAACAGUUAUGACUACAUCAUCGUGGGAGGUGGUACAGCAGGCUGUGUCAUUGCUAGUCGUUUGGCCGAGUACUUGCCUAACAAGCGCAUCCUGGUGAUUGAGGGCGGUCCCAGUGAUUUCAUGGAUGACCGCGUGCUCAACCUGCGUGAGUGGUUGAAUCUGUUGGGAGGCGAGUUGGACUAUGACUACGGUACAACUGAACAACCAAUGGGCAACAGUCAUAUCCGUCAUUCUCGUGCUAAGGUGCUGGGUGGUUGCUCCAGCCACAAUACCUUGAUCUCUUUUCGUCCUUUCGAAUACGAUUGCAAGAGAUGGGAGCAGGCCGGCUGCACAGGCUGGUCCUUCGAGACCUUCACCCGCGUCCUUGACAAUUUGCGCAACACCGUUCAGCCUGUUCACAGCCGUCACCGUAAUCAACUGUGCAAGGACUGGGUCCAGGCUUGCUCCAGCGCAAUGAACAUCCCCAUCAUCUCUGAUUUCAACAAGGAAAUCCGCUCCAAGGGUGAAUUGACUGAGGGCGUUGGCUUCUUCUCCGUCUCUUACAACCCCGACGAUGGCCGCCGUAGCAGCGCCAGUGUCGCUUAUAUCCACCCCAUUCUCCGUGGUGAAGAGAAGCGUCCGAAUCUGACCAUCUUGACCAACGCCUGGGUGUCACGCGUCAACGUCGAGAGUGACACUGUCACUGGUGUUGAUGUCACGCUGCAGUCUGGCGCUAAGCACACCCUACGGGCUAAGAAGGAGACGAUUCUCUGCGCAGGAGCUGUUGAUACUGCUCGCUUGAUGUUGCUCUCUGGUCUGGGUCCGCGUGAGCAGCUGAGCUCUCUUGGCAUCCAGGUUGUUAAGGACAUCCCUGGUGUCGGCGAGAAUCUCCUGGAUCACCCCGAGAGUAUAAUCAUCUGGGAGCUCAACCGUCCUGUGCCUCCCAACCAGACUACCAUGGACUCUGAUGCCGGGAUCUUCCUACGUCGCGAGCUUCCCAAUGCACAUGGUUUUGAUGGUCGCGCCGCCGAUAUCAUGAUGCACUGCUACCAGAUCCCCUUCUGCUUGAACACCACUCGUUUGGGUUAUGACACACCGGUAGAUGCGUUCUGCAUGACCCCUAACAUCCCUCGCCCCCGCUCCCGUGGUCGUCUCUUUUUGACCUCGGCUGAUCCCAGCGUCAAGCCCGCCCUGGACUUCCGGUACUUCACCGACCCGGAGGGCUACGAUGCUGCCACCAUUGUCGCUGGCUUCAAGGCGGCCCGCGAGAUCGCUCAGCAGUCGCCCUUCAAGGAGUGGAUCAAACGCGAAGUGGCUCCUGGUCCCAAGGUCCAGACGGACGAAGAACUCUCAGAGUACGGCCGUCGCGUAGCGCAUACUGUGUACCACCCGGCUGGAACCACCAAAAUGGGUAACUUGGCCCGUGACCCUAUGGCCGUCGUUGACCCUCAGUUGAAGGUGCGGGGCCUCAAGAAUGUACGUAUCGCGGACGCGGGUGUCUUCCCAGAGAUGCCUACCAUCAACCCCAUGUUGACCGUGCUGGCCAUCGGUGAGCGUGCGGCUGAACUGAUCGCGGAAGAGGCCGGCUGGAAACGCGAGCAGCCUCGUCUGUGAACGCCUCCUCCUAUAGGGGACUCCCCACUCGCCUUUAUCCUAUUCGUGCUACGAAAUGGCACAAACAUAAAUGAAGGAUAUCGGCGUUGGAGAGAGUGUAUCAUGCGUGGUCCCAGCGCGUGAACUUCUUUUGCCUCUGGUCUUGAGACUAGCGAUAGGCCGGCUAUAUACGUUGGGCAUUGCCAGUUGCUUGAUCUAUGAUUUACGAAUGAUGAAUCACGGAGAGGAUGCGUGCAAGGAACUGGGAAGGGUUUUCUUGAAUUCUAGGAUCAAAGGACUGCGCCGCCACUUAUUGUACCAACACCUGUCUGUAUAUUAGCAUUGGCGAGUUAUCGCGCCGAAUUUAGAACCAAAGACAUAGAUUUCAACGAGUGAUAAAUAUGUUGUUGAUAUCGACGAUG